AGGCUGGACUGUGUGUUGUCAAUCAACGAGCCACACCCGAGGAGUCAAAGCUACAUCAGAUGAGAUCAGACGCAGUCAGUGAGCAGUGAAGGCAGGUCAGAGGUCCAACCUCACGGGUUCAAAUCGGUGUAAAACUAAAUGGCCUACAGCAGUGCUUUAGUGUGUGACUCUAUGAGAGCUGAGAUGGAGGAACGCCGUUUCCAAGCAGUUUUGGGCUCUUCGGGAGGGAUUGCUGAGGCUCUGAGAUCAGUCGCGCGAUCAGACACGUGGAGUCUCCAACGCGUUUUUCUCCAAACUUCCUCCCUCCUCAAUGUGGAGGACCAAAAAGACAUUGGCACUCCUCCACAGUCCCCUGUUCUGCUGCGUUCACAAGAUGAGGACAAACGCUGCAUGACUGAAUUUCAGGACAACCUUCAAGAAGAAACAUUUGAAGUGAAGUUAAAAUACAUAAGUGGUUCAGUGCCUCUGUAUCAGGAGUACUGGCUGAAAUGUAUGAAGGCUGAGUUACAGAAGGCGCACCGUAAAAAACUGGUCAAUGUUGUGGAAGCGCAGUGUCGAUCUACCGUGCUAUCUGCUUCUGCAUCAACCCCAGCUUGUGGAUCAAGUCCACCAGGGCUACAUGUUGCACCGUAUGCCCUGUGGCAGCAGCUGCCUGAAGUACAGAGGCGAAACUUGCUGCACACGCUCUCAUCCAGAGACAUUCGCCAUCAGGAGGCCAUGUUUGAAUUGAUCGUGUCUGAGGCUUCAUACCAAAAGAGUUUGCGAGUGGCAGUUGGACUCUUUCAGUCCUCAGCUCAGCUGAAGCAAACUUUAACUCCUGUGCAGAAUCAUGUUUUAUUUUCCAAUUUAAAGGAAGUCUGCAGGGUCAGUGAGAGAUUCCUUCAGGAUUUGGAGAAUCGACUGGGGCAAAAUGUGGUUAUGUCCAAGGUUGGAGACGUUGUACUGAAUCACAAGUCAACGUUUCGUCAAGUCUACGUGCCCUACGUCACCAACAUGAUGUAUCAGGAGAACCUUAUUGCCAAACUUUUACAUGAGAACAGGAAAUUUGUUCUGGCUUUAAAGAAGCUUGAGAAGGACCCACUUUGCCAGAGACAGACACUCAAGUCCUUCCUGAUCCUUCCUUUCCAAAGGAUAACAAGAUUGAGACUGAUUUUAGAGAAUAUCCUGAAAAGGACAGAUGAACACUCCACUGAUGUUCCCGACCUAAAGGGUGCAAUUGAAGCUGUACGAGAGAUAUUAGUGGCGUGUGACCACAAUGUCCAGCGAAUGAAACGGACAGAAGAACUGGUUAGCUUGGAAAAGCUUGUGGAUUUUGCCAAUGUCAAGUCAGUACCUUUAAUAGUAAGUGGCCGUUAUCUGAUUCGAGCGGGACCCUUGAAAAAGUUGACUGUCAAGAGUAAUCAGACUUCAGGCUCCAUGGUCUCACGCACAGACCUCCACCUACAUCUCUUCAACGACCUCUUGCUCCUGUCUGUUAAAAAUGGAAACCGAUUCGUUGUGCAGGAUCAUGCAGCGUUUCCUGCACAUGUUCGUGUAGAGGAGUUAAAGACUCAGAUGUUGGGUCUGCCACCAGAUGCCUUUCUGCUCCGCCUCACCCAAAACCACUUACGAGCUGCUACUGCUGUUAUACUCACUGCACAGACAAGGAUGGAGAAAGAGACUUGGCUCCAACAUCUAUCUUCAAAAAAUGGCACCAUGGGUAGUACAGAGCUCAUUUGAAUAUUAAGUAUUGUAUGUAAUUUUAUACCUAUUGAAUGACAAGUAUAUAACAAUGAUCAUAUUGAUUGUGAGAUUUAACAAACAUGAAACAUAAUUUAUUCUAAAUAAAGCUUAUUUGUAAUAGUCAGCUA
Silurus meridionalis is the source of this 1850-nucleotide messenger RNA. RefSeq names its product rho guanine nucleotide exchange factor 19. The transcript has 13 exons. NCBI's taxonomy places the organism in Eukaryota, Metazoa, Chordata, Actinopteri, Siluriformes, Siluridae. The record is from RefSeq and is a predicted model, not a curated record. Gene Ontology annotation, biological process: activation of GTPase activity; intracellular signal transduction. Gene Ontology annotation, cellular component: cytoplasm; nucleus. The coding region runs from base 139 to 1719 and encodes 526 amino acids. Gene Ontology annotation, molecular function: guanyl-nucleotide exchange factor activity.